Molecule: messenger RNA, 1167 nt
Organism: Amaranthus tricolor (Joseph's coat)
Lineage: Eukaryota; Viridiplantae; Streptophyta; Magnoliopsida; Caryophyllales; Amaranthaceae
Product: VAMP-like protein YKT61
Exons: 6
Coding region: 165-764 (199 amino acids)
Biological process (GO): endoplasmic reticulum to Golgi vesicle-mediated transport
Cellular component (GO): Golgi apparatus; membrane
Molecular function (GO): SNAP receptor activity
Source: RefSeq, a predicted model, not a curated record
AAAAAACAAUUCGGCACCAAAUUCCAUCUUUGAGUGGCUGGCCAUCAUUUUUGAGUCUCUCUCUUCUGUACCAGGAAGCCAGCCGUUUAAGCAGCAGGAAUUCCACCUCCACCGACUCUCUUUCCUUUUCCAUAAUCAAGAAGAACCAGGAACUCUAUUAAAUUAUGAAGAUCACGGCGAUCGUAGUUUUGAAAUGCGGUCAGGGAGAUGAGGAUCCGAUAAUCCUAGCAAAUGCUUCUGAUGUCAGCCAAUUCGGAUUUUUUCAAAGAUCAAGUGUUCGCGAGUUCAUCGUCUUCGUCUCUCGUACUGUUGCUAAACGUACCGCUUCUGGUCAACGUCAAUCAGUCAAGCAUGAAGAAUACAAGGUGCAUGCUUACAAUAGAGGGGGCCUUUGUGCUUUGGGAUUCAUGGAUGACCACUACCCUGUGCGCAGUGCAUUCUCGUUGCUAAACCAGGUGCUGGAUGAAUACCAAAAGAACUUUGGUGAUUCAUGGAGAGGUGCAACUGCAGACAGCACACAGCAAUGGCCUUACUUGAAUAAUGCCUUGGCCAAGUACCAGGACCCAGCUGAAGCUGAUAAGCUGUUGAAAAUUCAAAGGGAGCUGGAUGAAACUAAGAUCAUUCUUCACAAGACUAUUGAUAGCGUGCUAGAACGUGGUGAAAGGCUGGAUAGCUUGGUAGAGAAGAGUUCAGAUCUAAGUGCUGCUUCACAGAUGUUCUACAAGCAAGCAAAGAAGACAAAUUCAUGUUGUACAAUAUUGUGAGUCUUCAAGUAGAGGGAUCUAUAUAGCAAUUGCUGUCGGACGAAUCGAAAAGCAGACUUGGAGAUGAUUCAAACUGGGUUUACUUUAAUCUGUGUAUACCAAUCAGUAAUCACCUAAUAUAUUGUUAUUAGAUAAUUCAUCAAAAUUCUUUCACGCCCGCCCUUUUUUUUUCUCAAGAAUUAAUACUGUUGUAAUAUGUGGCAUAUAGUUAAAACUUGUGAGCAUGUCUGUUGCUGUUGCCAUCUCUGGGAUGGAUUUAUCAUUGUUGUUUGUAGAGCAAUGGAGAUUGGAGGGUUCACUAUUUUAUGAUAGUUUGCUACUUGUGUGUGUUGUGCUGUUUAUUGUGAAACCUUUGUAGUUUGUACUACGUUAUUAAUUGCUAAAUCUAGAUUGUUUGCAUUUG